AUGGGACCUUUUACGUCAGGUAUCAGAGCCUUUUCUCUUGUUUCUCGUUACUCGCGUCUUGGUCGCCAUAACGGUCAUCGAUGGACUUCGACUUCAGUCCCGGCCGCUACUGAUUAUGUGUUCCCUCGUUUCCCUGGUGCUGUCGACAGCCCGUUCAGCUCCAAGAUGGAGUGGGUUAUUCCCGCCGAGCACGCGCGAAUUCCGACCUUUCGCAUAUUGAAUAUGGAAAACAAGAUUGAGAAUCCAGCGCUCCUUACCUCAAACGUAUCCAAGGAUGAGAUAAUACAAUGGUACAAAAACAUGGUGACUAGAAUCUUCUUUCGCGAAGUCAAUAUCAUGGACAGCAUCAUGUUCGAUGCCCAGAGACACGGUCGCGUUAGCUUCUACAUGGUCUCCCAUGGUGAAGAAGGUCUCAUAAUCGGAUCAGCCGCCGCACUGGGACCAAGAGACGUUAUUACGUGCCAAUACCGAGAGCAUGGCAUUUUCUUACAACGCGGGUUUGUUCUCAAAGAUUUUAUGAGCCAGUUGACCGCAAAUUGCAAUGAUCCUGGAAAGGGACGGAAUAUGCCGAACCACUACACUGGCAGGUCGAAAGUCGGAGCGCAUUCUGUGGCGUCAACACUUGGCACUCAAAUACCCCAUGCUGUUGGUGCAGGAUAUGCUCUAAAACUCCAGGACCAACGAAGCCCAGAUACAGCUCCCAGGGUCGCUGUGGCAUAUUUUGGUGAAGGUGCUGCUAGUGAGGGCGAUUUUCAUGGUGCUCUCAACAUGGCUGCCACAAUGAGUAGCCCUGUCAUCUUCAUCUGCCGUAACAACGGCUUCGCCAUCUCCACUCCAGCCUCGGAGCAGUACAAAGGCGAUGGCAUCGCAAGUCGAGGAGCCGGGUACGGGAUAGAGACGCUCCGUGUCGAUGGGACGGAUAUCUUCGCGGUCUACGAGGCCACGAAAGUCGCAAGGCAAAAAGCUCUCGAGCAUGGUGGUCGUCCUAUUCUGCUCGAGUUGAUGAGUUACCGCAUUUCCCAUCACAGCACUAGCGAUGACAGUUCGUCAUACCGUAGCCAUGAAGAGGUUGCUUCUUGGAAAGACUCACCGCACCGUAAUUCGAUCAUGCGGUUACGCCAGUGGUUGGAACACGAAGACCUAUGGAGUGAAGACAUGGAUAAACUUUUCAGAGCGCAGGUCCGCAAGGACGUUGUUCAAGGAUUAGGUUCGGCCGAGAAGGAGAAGAAACCAAGUCUGGCCUCUAUCUUUACGGAUGUUUAUGCCGAAUUAACGGAGGAGUCUGAUGCCCAGAGACGGGAGCUGAAGCGCCUUAUCGAAAAAUACCCGGCCGAGUAUGAUAUCGACAAUCAUGUAGGCGGUAUCGAGGGACUAUAG
Molecule: messenger RNA, 1377 nt
Organism: Penicillium pulvis
Lineage: Eukaryota; Fungi; Ascomycota; Eurotiomycetes; Eurotiales; Aspergillaceae
Product: thiamine pyrophosphate-dependent dehydrogenase E1 component subunit alpha
Exons: 5
Coding region: 1-1377 (458 amino acids)
Biological process (GO): branched-chain amino acid catabolic process
Molecular function (GO): oxidoreductase activity, acting on the aldehyde or oxo group of donors, disulfide as acceptor
Source: RefSeq, a predicted model, not a curated record